UAAACACAGGCUGCUGUCAGCUGAUGAGCGCAUCCGACUCUGCUAUGCUAAACAGGAUAUGUGUGGAUCCUGGCUUUACACAUCCCGGUUUUGUUUUCGUGCGAUGUUUACGUUUACGAUUGUACGUAUGACCAAACACAGGGAGAUUCGGAGUACCAGCGCUGACCUAACAGGACUAUGCUAAUUUUAAAAUGAAAUCUUCGGCGAUAAAUUGGGUCAUGGCUAUAUCUGUACGGUAAAAUACCGGGCUAGCAGAUUAUGUUAUCAGCUGUCAGCGAGAAUAGGUGUCUUUCUGAGGAUUGAGAGUUGACUAUUACUUUUAAAGGAAAAAUAAUCAGCAUGAGCUUGAAAGGAAAUGAUACACUGUUGUUCGACGCAAUUUUCUCUGGUGACAAGGUCAAGGUCAGGGAAUUGGUGGAAUAUGGUCUGGACAAGAACUCCGUGCUGCAUUGUCCGGCUCGCUGGGAAGGAGCUACCGUUCUGGGGACAGCUGCCUGCUUAGGUCACGCCGAAAUAGUCCAGUAUCUUCUAGAGGAAGGAACGCCAGUUAACUUUACCGACCCGUGUAUGGGCCGGAGUGCCCUUCAUUGGGCCAUCAUGGGCGACCAGUACCAGGUGGUAAAGUUGUUGAUAAAAAAGGGUGCGGAUACCAACAGUGUCGAUAAAGAGUGUGUGACGCCACUGCUUCGCGCAGCAAUUGGAAGAAAUUAUAACUUGGUGAAAUUACUCCUGAAAAAUGGAGCAGAUGUCAACAGGAAAGAUUAUCUACAAUGUUCCGCGCUACAUUAUGCAUGCGUUCAUGGUGAUCCGAAACUUGUUGACCUGAUUAUUAAGGGAGGUUGUGUUCUUAACAACAAAGCCGUCAUCGGGAAAGGCACUCCGUUAGCUAGUCUUGUUCAUCAUAAAGACAUCGGGUCAAUAGUGUUAUUGCUAGACGCCGGGUAUGACCUCUCAAAUGAAAAUUGGCUGAAAAAUCACACGAACACAAACAAUCAAGGAGACAACGUUAUCCAGAUGCUAGUUCAAAGUCAACAGAAUCCGUUACGGCUUAGCACAUGUUGCAGAAAGGUGAUUCGGAAACAGAUGGGUGGCAGGAACGUGCAGGAAAAAUUAAACACCCUUAAUAUUCCACUGGCAUUAAAAUCAUAUGUAUUGCUGCAACAAUAAUGGGGAAUACUGUAUCACCUUUACAUUUACAUUUCAAAUAUCUCGUCUAUGUUUUAGAGAAUGUAAGGAUGCUGGGGACAGGCAAAUAAUUUCAUGUUGUUCCUCUUGUUGCAAAACCUUUUCAAAUAUAUCAUUUGCAGCAAAUGCAGCAUUCUCGAAUUUUAAGUGAUGACAACAGUAUUCCCGAAUAUUAAGUGAUGACAAAAGUAUUCCCGAAUAUUAAGUGAUGACAAAAGUAUUCCCGAAUAUUAAGUGAUGACAAAAGUAUUCCCGGAUAUUUAGUGAUGACAAAAAGUAUUCCCGAAUAUUUAGUGAUGACAAAAGUAUUCCCGAAUAUUAAGUAAUGGCAAAAGUAUCCUUAAAUAUUAAGAGAUUACAAAAUGUUAUCAAAUAGUAUGUGAUAAAUGUGCUUGAAUAUUAAGUGAUGAAAAAAGUAUUC
Molecule: messenger RNA, 1606 nt
Organism: Mizuhopecten yessoensis (Yesso scallop)
Lineage: Eukaryota; Metazoa; Mollusca; Bivalvia; Pectinida; Pectinidae
Product: serine/threonine-protein phosphatase 6 regulatory ankyrin repeat subunit C-like
Exons: 3
Coding region: 340-1167 (275 amino acids)
Molecular function (GO): protein binding
Source: RefSeq, a predicted model, not a curated record